Molecule: messenger RNA, 2448 nt
Organism: Puntigrus tetrazona (Sumatra barb)
Lineage: Eukaryota; Metazoa; Chordata; Actinopteri; Cypriniformes; Cyprinidae
Product: ankyrin repeat domain-containing protein SOWAHA-like
Exons: 1
Coding region: 97-1374 (425 amino acids)
Molecular function (GO): protein binding
Source: RefSeq, a predicted model, not a curated record
AUUAAUUCCGGAAAACAGGUAAGGGCGUGGCGACCGUCCAGGUGUCCUCGAGAGACGUCGAGCUACAGUAUGUUUAUAUUCCGGACGCAUUAAGCAAUGGCUUUGACACAAGAGGCGAUUUUAAAGACUCUGUUAGAAGGCAAAGGAAAGGUGAGAAACUCGGAUCUGCUGAGCAAGUUUAAAGAGCCACUGAACUGCAGUGAUCCGGCAGAGAAGAAGCAGAACCGGGAUCUCUUCAAAACCUUUGUGAACAACAUUGCUGUUGUGAAAGAACUCGAGGACGGCAAGUACAUAGUCUUAAAGAAGGUGUACAAUCGUUUACUAGAAGCCUCGAGUGACGAGCACGCGCCAAAAGAAGAUGGAUCACAUCCAGAAGAAGAACAACCCACUCAAAAUGCAGAAGGUAAGAAGUCUGAACCAAAAGCUCUGAGAAGAUCUUCGUCGAAGGCUUCGGACGGCGGCGGAGAGCUCUCCCCGAUAGAGAUCGCUCUGGAAAGAAGCAAGAAUGUGGACUUCAAACCUAAAAGGUCUAUGCAGUUCACCGUCCCGCUGAAGCCCGACCCCGCAAACAAACCGUAUGCUCUGCCUUUACGAGCGCCCCAAGCAGACUCGGGUCGUCGUUACGAGAAGCCGAACGCCGAGAGCUUGGGAGAAGAGCUUCAGAGCAAGAGCAGAACGGACGGCGCUGGAGCCUCGCCGAAGCUACGCAGAACCUCCAAGACCCUCAAACCGGCAGACGAGCCCAAGGAGUCGCACCAUUGCCCGCUCGACCCCGUGGAGCACCAGUGGCUGGUGAAGUCUGCAGCCGGGCAGUGGAAUCAAGUCUACGGCCUGCUGUUAAAAGACGGACAGCUUGCAGAGAAGAAAGACUUCAUGUCGGGGUUCACGGCCCUGCACUGGGCGGUCAAGAGCGGAAACGCCGAUAUGGUGUGCAGAAUCAUUGACGUGUCCAGGAACGGCGAUCACGGGGUGGAUGUCAACGGCAAGUCCAACGGUGGCUACACACCGCUUCACAUCGCCGCCAUCCACCAUCAGCUCUCCCUGAUCCACCUUCUAGUCCGUAAGUACGGGGCCGACGGGAACAUAAGGGACAACUGCGGAAAGAAACCCUACCACUACCUGGACAAAGGGGUCUCCAGAGAGCUGAGGGGGCUUCUCAAAGACCCGAAAGCUGGCCAGGACGAGGCGCGUCUUCAGGUCCGGGACGAGUACGAUGCACGGAAGUACUCUAUAGGUCAGCUCUUAGCCAAUCCGACGGGGCUGAAGAAGAAGAGCAAGGCGAGAAACCAGAUCGUCUCCGCCAAUGACGACGGCAGAGAGAGGGAUGAGCCAGUGCUGCACAGAAUGAGGCUGAUAUCGGACGUCUUUUCGUAGCUGAGAGUAAAUGUUUGUGACUCCGGAGCACGAAACCAGUCGAAAGCAGUGUGUUUGUAGCAAUAAUGGAUUUUUCUUUUAAGCCAAAAAUUAAGUAAAUGCCCAUUUUUGGACAUUUUCAUUUGGACAACUUUAUAGAUUUUUUUCUCACCCUCAGAUAUCCAAAAAGUUGUCCUGUCACAACAAACCAUACAAUUUCUUUCAAAUUAAGUUUCUAAACGAAUCACCUUUCAUCCGAGUUCCUGCAAGAAUUGUGCUUACAAAAAUACUUGUGUUUGAUCAGUGCUUUGAUGCAACCUGUGUUGUUAAAAGCGCUAUAGAAAUAAAAAUGAUUGAUUGAUUAAAGUUCAUUUUUAAUAUGAGCGACGAUGUGCAAACCGCUUUUAUUCAAAUACGCAUGUUAAAAAAGAUCGAAGUUUCACGUAAAAUGUUGUUCUUCUGGAAUUUCUGUUCAUGAAAAAGGAAUGUUAUGCAGUUUGCACAAAAAUAUGAAGCUGUUUUCAAAAUCGUCUGCGAUAAGAAAUGUUUUAUUGAGCAGCAAAUCAGCAUCUUAGAGUGAUUUCUGAAGGACACCGAAGAUGCUCAAAAUUCAUCAGCUUGAUGAAUGACUUUUUAUUACAUAGAAAAUGGUUAUUUUAAAACAUAAUACUGUUCUUACUGUAUUUUAAAUCAAAUAAAUGCAGCCGUGGUGAGCACAAAAGACUUAUAUUACCAGAUGGUUGUCUUUCUUUUAAAUGUAAUAAUUAGAGAUGAUUGUAAAUCACGAGGUGAUUAUGAGGGCUCUUCGUCUCAGGGUGGAGGGAGCGUAACUCAUCAGGAGCGGCCUAAUCGCUCUGUUCUGGCGUCACAUGUCUGCACACGUUCUCUUGGGUGGGAGAAAUCUGAAAGAAUAGUUUUUGUAAUCAAUGCAGAUGUUCAAACGAAUGUCCGAGCGCGUUCAGGUCACGUUUUAUGCCGAUCAACGUGCUUUUUUUUUUCAUGCAUAAUCAUGUAUUGCCUUGAUCAUGGAAAACCUGUAUUUGUGGAAUGUUAUAUAAGUGCCAUCCCUAAAUAAUAAAUACAUUUUCUUGCUUA